AUUGCGCCUAACGUUUGACUACCACCAAUGCCUCAGUCCAGCUCCAAAUAUGGCAGCUUAAGUGUGAUUGAUACAGUUAUGGUAAGCAAGUGUAUAGCGAAGCGCCUUUCCCCGUUCUCUCACCUCGAUGUGGCGCUUCUAUCGCGUGUUCAGCUUUACCGAGGUCCUACUAGGCAUUGCCAGACAACUCGAGCAGAAAACAGCAAUUCCCCAGAUAUGUUGCUCCGGGGCAGAGCACUCGGCGUCUUACCUGCACUUUUUUGUUAGGGUAUACCGGCAAGCGCUUGGUCUCUAUCGAUCACACUUCCUUAGGGCUGUAUAUAACUGCAAUUGUGGGUUCCAGAAUUUCGGCCCCCAAAACUGGCAGGGGUCAAUGUUGUGCCACGCGCUUGACCGCAGCCUAAUCUCGCAUCGCCUAGACUCAGCAUAUAUUUCCAUCAACGAAGCCAUCUAUAACGGUGUCAAUUUUCCAUUUGGAAUUCUCCUGUCCAGAUGGCCAAUCGCAUUCUGAGUCCCGCCACAAACUUCGUAGCAGCUUUCAGACAUACACGUAUCGCUUAUCGUCAAACAAAUGGAGCAGACACGACGGAGCUUGCGCAAUUGACUGCUGAAAGUAACAACGACCGCUCGACCAAGGAUUCAAGCUAUCCCUCAGCCCCGCCCUCCAAACGUACCGUACCGGGCGGCUUUGGAAAGCCAACCUGGACUCAUCACUAUAAGUCACAGUUCACUGGAUGGAGAUUUGGCGCCUUACAUUUCGCAGCGUGGGCUGCUAUCGUCUUCUUGAUCAACAUGACCGUAACCAUCUGGGGCUCGACCAUAUACAAGAAGACAGCGGGUAGUUUGAGCGAAGGGGACUGCGGACACAUUAAGACCCUCAACCGUGGAAUCCACAUACUCAUAAACAUCUUGAGCACUAUACUUCUUAGCGGUAGCAACUACUGCAUGCAAUGCCUAUCGGCUCCUACUAGAGCAGACAUUGAUAAAGCUCACGCGGCACGAACUUGGCUCGAUGUUGGUGUUCCGAGCAUUCGAAAUCUGAAGCACAUCAGCCGACGCAGAUUAUGGAUGUGGGUUCUGCUAGGGUCUAGUUCUGUACCUCUGCAUCUCUUUUACAAUUCGGCUGUGUACGCGUCCGUAUCCACAAACAGUUACAAAGUGUACCUGGUUAGUGAGGCCUUCUUGGAUGAUCCAGAAUGUCGAAACUGUACCGAUAAGUCUGACUGGCAAUCGUACUACACGUCCUCGCCGCCCUCUGGAUAUUUUGACCCACUGAUAACAUUAUGGAGCCAGUCAAAGAAUGGCUCACUGAAUAGGCUGGAACCUGCUGAAUGCCUGGCUGAGUAUGCAACCGCACUUCAGUCUGAUAGACGCAACGUUCUGCUUGUGAUGGACAACGCGCAAGCCAGCACGAGCCCUUACAACCGGAGCCUGACCUUACUCAACAACACCAAUGUAUAUUGGGCCAGUGGCUUUUCGGCAAGUUACGGGACAGAUCCAGACGACGCUCCCGAAUCCUAUAGCUGGAUUUGUUCAGGCGUUGGGUAUGACCCAAAAUCACCAUGUGCGAACAGAGUCCAAGAUAUCAAGAAUGCACCUCAGACAUGGGAAGUGGGUAACAUCUGUCCCGCGUACCGCAUGAAUCUUUGUGGCCAAUCCCGGUGGCCGGUCAAAUACUGCCUCAGUGAGCCAGCCAUCCCACGUUGCAGGCUUCAUUUCAGCCCGGUGAUUGCAACAAUUGUUACCGUUCUCAACCUCUUCAAAGCUGUGCUCAUGUGGUUUGUGAUUUAUUCCACGAAAGACGACCCACUUCUGACCAUGGGCGAUGCGGUCGCAUCUUUUCUCGAUGAGAAUGAUCCGGCGACCACCAACCUGAGUUUACUUAGCUUGCAAGACUGUAGCACAGACUACGACGCGGGUGCAAAGCCAUGGCACGAUCAACGCUGGCGGUGGAAAGAUACUACAAGCAAGAAGCGCCGCGCAACCACUAUUGGCUUAUUCGCGACAGCAUUGAUCAUCAUCAUGAUCCUUCUCAUUUGGGGAAGCAAAGCAAUCGGCAACUACGCGUCAAUCAGCUCAACCGCCAUAUUCAGCCUUGGUUUUGGUGCCGUCGAUACACGUGCUCUGAUCAAGGGGGGAGAUGGUUUCCCGACCGACAUGAUUGGCCUUGUGCUGAUAGCCAACCUUCCCCAGGUUAUCUUGUCAUUCCUGUAUUUCGCUUACAAUGGCAUGUUCACCGCCAUGCUAUUGGGUUAUGAAUGGACGUCCUACGCACACAAGCGGAAAGGUCUCCGCGUCUCGCGCACACCCUCUGGCUUGCAAAGAUCGACCUACUUCCUCCAAUUGCCAUAUCGCUUUGGGGUUCCGCUCGUUGUGUUGAGUGGUACGUUGCAUUGGUUAGUCUCACAGAGCAUCUUUGUGGUGGCUAUGGAUGAGUACAAUCGGUAUGGACUCUACCAAAGUGCAACGAAUAUGUGCGGUUACUCGCCAAUUGCCAUGCUAGUGGUCAUUAUACUGGGUGUUUUCAUGGUUGCAGCAGUCGUUAGCUUCGGGUACAUACCAUACAAAACCGGCAUGCCUCUCGCAGGAAGUUGUAGUCUAGCUAUAAGUGCAGCUUGUCACCCUGCGCAGUAUCCUGAAGCUAAAGAUGGUGCGUUGUCUGAGCAAAAGGUGCAGUGGGGUGUUGUCAGUACUGGUGUGGACGGCAUCGGGCAUUGCGCCUUCUCGAGCAACGAAGUUGAACCGCUGGUGGAUGGACGCAUGUACGCUUAAGAGAGGAUCAUCUACCCUGGUGGCGAAAAGAGCGAUGAUGAUUGAAAAUUCUAGGUGGUAUCCAGCCGACUUUUGACAAGCAGAAACAAUCUCCCUUCAAACAACAAGCGAGCGUAAAACAUAGCAAGCCAUCCUUCGUAUAC
Messenger RNA from Macroventuria anomochaeta, 2915 nucleotides. RefSeq lists its product as uncharacterized. The record is from RefSeq and is a predicted model, not a curated record. The transcript is spliced from 4 exons. NCBI's taxonomy places the organism in Eukaryota, Fungi, Ascomycota, Dothideomycetes, Pleosporales, Didymellaceae. The coding region runs from base 493 to 2772 and encodes 759 amino acids.